Exophiala mesophila is the source of this 1122-nucleotide messenger RNA. RefSeq lists its product as uncharacterized. Bases 1 to 1122 code for a protein of 373 amino acids. The transcript is spliced from 2 exons. The record is from RefSeq and is a predicted model, not a curated record. Lineage: Eukaryota; Fungi; Ascomycota; Eurotiomycetes; Chaetothyriales; Herpotrichiellaceae.
AUGGAUAGGGUGACGACUGUAUUACGACAAGGAGCAACACAGCUCCGUGCUUGUCUGUACAAACCAAGUAUUUCCAGACAAACGUUGCAGAGGGUGGCCACUAUACUAAUCUUCUUCAUCUUUUUUUCUACCAUCUUCCAUUUUCGCGAUACUCCUCCGCCGAUAUCAAUAUCAAUCUCACGGAAGACGCAGCAUCCCCGAGAUGCUGCCGCCAAUGCCACGCUGGGAUUUGAAAAAAUCCUUGCAGUCUCUCUUAAACCAAGCUGGCGCACACGCGGACUCCUCGCUGCUGCAGGCCAUACGGGUCUCUCCAUAACAAUUCCCGAACAGCCCUACAACACCAAAGCCCUCAUCGACGCAUUCGGGGACCUAGGGUCCUCAGACGAGAAGAUUAAGAGGCCGGGCGUAGGGUCGGCACGCGCAUGGCUGGCUCAUCUGGACAUGAUGAAGUACGUCAUUUCCUCAGGCUUGUCCACAGCAUUCAUCAUUGAGGACGAUGUCGACUGGGACGUACGUAUCCAUUCUCAGAUGAAGCUCGUCUCAGACGCUGUCCGUAACUUCACCCUGGCUUCAGGAGAAGACAACCUCGCCCCCUUUGGCAACGCAUGGGAAGUCCUAUGGCUCGGACACUGCGGCGAGAUCUCGGAACGCGACCGUCCCAAACUCACCUAUUUCGAUGAGACCCGGCCCAAGACAGAACACUACAUGGGAUGGUCCCACAAAUGGCUUGAAAACGAGGAAGCCAGUGUUCCACCCACUCACCGUGCCGUCCAGCGCACACGAAACACCGUCUGCUCAUUCGGAUAUGGAGUUACCCAUCGCGGCGCCAGAAACAUUCUGCGUCAACUUGGUCAAGGUCAAGACGAAGCCUUCGACAUUGCUCUUAUGGCCCAUUGUCGAGAUGGCAAACUAUCGUGUCUGACCGUCUUACCUGAGAUCAUGCAUCAUUAUGAGCCCAAGGAUGGCAGUGGAUACGUCAGUCCAAACAACGAGUUCAACGGCAAGGGCACGUCCGUUGACGAGUCAGAGUUUGAGGGGAUCAUGGGCCACACUGCCAACAUUGUGCGAAGCGCUAGGUGUGAGGCCCUCUGGGGACAAAGGUGUCAAGCCGGGAACGAAUAA